AUGCUUCGAUUACCAGCAGUCCUUCGCCAAAUCAGACCAGUGUCCAGGGCACUGUCACCUCAUCUCACUCGGGCUUAUGUAAAGGAUGUCAAAUUCGGUGCAGAUGCCGGGGCCUUAAUGCUUCAAGGUGUAGACCUUGUAACCCAUGCCAUAGCCAUUACUAUUGGGCCAAAGGGAAGAACAGUGAUUAUUGAAGAGAGCUGGGGAAGUUUCAAAGUAACCAAAGAUGGUGUGCCUGUUGAUAAGUCCAUUGACUUAAAAGAUAAAUAUAAAAAUAUUGGUGCCAAACUUGUUCAAGAUGUUGCCAAUAACACAAAUGAAGAGGCUGGGAAUAGUACCACUACUGCUACUGUAUUGGCACGAUCAAUUGCCAAGGAGGGCUUUGAAAAGAUUAGCAAAGGUGCUAAUCUGGUGGAAAUCAGAAGAGGUGUGAUGCUAGCUGUAGAUGCAGUAACUGCUGAAUUUAAAAGGCAAUCUAAGCCAGUGACAACUCCUGAAGAAAUUGCUCAGGUUGAUACUAUGUCUGCUGAUGGAGACAAAGAAAUUGGCACCAUCAUUUCUGAUGCAAUGAAGAAGGUUGGAAGGAAGGGAGUCUUCACAGUAAAGGAUGGAAAAACGCUGAGUGAUGAAUUAGAAAUUGUUGAAGGGAUGAAGUCUGAUCGAGGUUAUAUUUCGUCAUGUUUUAUUAAUACUUCAAAAGGUCAGAAAUAUGAAUUCCAAGAUGCCUACAUUCUGUUGAGUGAAAAGAAAAUUUCUAGCAUCCAGUCCAUUGUACCUGCUCUUGAAAUUGCCAAUGCUCACCAGAAGCCCCUGGUCAAAAUUGCUGAAGAUGUUGAUGGAGAAGCUUUGAGUACACUUGUUUUAAAUAGGCUAAAAGUGAGUCUUAAAAUUGUAGCACUCAAAGCUCCAGGUUUUGGUGACAAUAGGAAGAUGUCCACAUGA
This is a messenger RNA of Sorex araneus (European shrew), 942 nucleotides long. Its product is annotated as 60 kDa heat shock protein, mitochondrial-like. Bases 1 to 942 code for a protein of 313 amino acids. Gene Ontology annotation, biological process: protein import into mitochondrial intermembrane space; positive regulation of T cell activation; positive regulation of type II interferon production. NCBI's taxonomy places the organism in Eukaryota, Metazoa, Chordata, Mammalia, Eulipotyphla, Soricidae. Gene Ontology annotation, molecular function: ATP-dependent protein folding chaperone; ATP binding; protein-folding chaperone binding. Gene Ontology annotation, cellular component: mitochondrial inner membrane; mitochondrial matrix. The record is from RefSeq and is a predicted model, not a curated record. The transcript has a single exon.